Molecule: messenger RNA, 3846 nt
Organism: Harpegnathos saltator (Jerdon's jumping ant)
Lineage: Eukaryota; Metazoa; Arthropoda; Insecta; Hymenoptera; Formicidae
Gene: Ripk5
Product: receptor interacting protein kinase 5
Exons: 4
Coding region: 524-3448 (974 amino acids)
Biological process (GO): positive regulation of fibroblast growth factor receptor signaling pathway; cellular response to fibroblast growth factor stimulus; positive regulation of ERK1 and ERK2 cascade
Cellular component (GO): cytoplasm
Molecular function (GO): ATP binding; protein kinase activity
Source: RefSeq, a predicted model, not a curated record
CUCAACAGUAUCUCCAACGCCGACUAUACUUUUCUACGUCAGUUUAGUCUGCGACAGUUGAUGGUGAACAAGUGUCAACGAUGUGUCUGUAUAUAUGUUUCGAACGUGAAAUAAGCACAUUGGUCUCGUAAAAGUUAUCUUCUGGAUUACUUGAAUAAGAAAUUGAUAAAGACAGUGAAAACGUUUAUAUGCAGAUGACUGCAAUCACAGUGCAGUCUUACGGUGAGAAAACUACGACUUCAGCGAUUGUGUGAAGCAGCGAUUAACCGCUUUCGAUUACGAGCAAAACCGAUGUUGCAAUAUGUACACUUUUCAUCACUUUUGACCGUAUUGUAAACAUUUGGUCAGUAUCAGUGACAGAAAGAGAAGAAAAGGAGUAACAUCAUGUUUUAUAAUUAGUACACUGUGAAACCGAUACUUCCCAUCGAGUACACAUGUACCUCAUUUUAAAUGCUAGAUAUCUCGUAAACACAGUGACCAUUUUGUGGGAUCUAUAUAUAACAAUAUAAUAAGGUAGAUAAAAAUGGCAAGCAAAUUAUCAAAAGAGUUCAAAAAGUAUCAUCGCCACAAGAAUCAGCUACAGCAUGUACUUGAGGAUACGCAACAUGCAUUGGAAGCCAUAAACCUUGAAAACUUCUUUCCAGGAGAGGAUAUCAUCAAAGAAUUACUACCACCAUUGACUUUGAACAAAGUGACAUACAUACUCGAUAAUUUCCCUGCAAUAGUUGUCUUAGGACAAGACAAUAAAGCCAAAGCUUCACUAGUUAAUAAGUUACUCUCCACUGAUAUUUUGCCAUUAUCCAAUGGUUUAUGGAGAUGGAUUAAACUCACAUAUGGACAUACAAAUCACGUCAGUCUCACUUUAAACUUAGAGUAUGAAAUAAUUGAGAAAUUACAGUCAAAUGAGAAACCAUGGAAUACACUUCUUAUCGAAGAUUUAACAAAGUCAGGAAAUGAAGAUGUCAAUUGUCCGACAAUAUUGGAUGUGAAAUUAGAUCAAGCGAUUCUAAAAGACGAUGUCCAGAUAUUUAUCGUUCCAAAUAAUGGUGUCAUAAAAGUUCUUGCUAAGGGCUCAUUACGAAUCUUACCGAUAUUUCUUUAUGCUCUUGGAGAGCAACCAUUGACUGAAGAAAAUUUGGAAGAAUUGAGAGAAUUGAAAGAAACUUAUCCGUAUCAUCCAGUUUUAUUUAUAUCGUCGUUAACGAAUAUUUCGUUGGAUUCUUUCGUAGAUGCAGAAUUGACUGAGUCUGAGCAGCACAGUUUGCAAAAUCAAAGACUGGUGUCAACUGAUCCUAGCGAGUCAAGAAAUGACAACAGUAUUAGUAUUGACAAAAUGAAUUCACUCGGUCUAACAUGGCUACAUCAAUUAACGAAUUUAGGAUUCCUUGGUAUGGAAGAAUCCGUAGAGGUUCACAAAUUAACGUGGCUUGUUGGUGAUCAGUAUGUUAAUUCGAGCCAUCUAGUGGAUUCAUGCAACAAAAUGGACCACAUAUUAUCUUUUACUCGUAACUGUUUGCAAAAUUAUCUGUUUAGUGUUAGCAAUUGGUUGAACGAAAUACAUACAAUCAGUUUACGCAAAUUUAUUCUAAGUGCAUUCGACAUGGCACGCAAAAUACAGAUUACUCCUAGAAGAAUACAAUACGCUCAACAAAAGGAAAACGAACUUUAUGCUAAUUUAUUAAAAGUCGUUAAUGAACAGCAGGAAACGUUGUCCGAGUUGAUACAGUUUAACAUUGAAGAUAUGAAAGACGAUAUAUUAAUGUCUACUAGUGGUAUUUCUCAAUAUCAAACUACUGUCAAUAAUAAUAAACGGAUAGAAUGGGCAACUACUGUUCGUGUCGCAACAUCGGAAGUUCAACAAUACGUGUUAAGUCACCUAGGCAAGAAAGUUGCAAAGGAACUUGUGAAUUCGAUCAACUGUCUUCGAGAAACAUUCAUUGGAACUCUCGAACGUUGCUUAAUAAGUCUCGAAAAGACAUAUGAACAUGACAACAACCCACUGGCCAGUGACGCACUCAAACAAAUACUUUCCACAGCAUAUAAUAUAGAACUACACAAUUCGUCGCCGUCUUUAGUGCACUCAUUCCUGGAAAGAUUGAGGCAGCUUUUCAAAUCUCUACCAUUACCAUGGACGCCAACUCCAAUUUUGGACAUGGCCUGGAGAAGAAAGGUCACCAUAGACGUCUUAAACUCUUUGUCGGCAGCAAGAUUGGCAAGGACAAUAUCUACGCAGUUCAAAGAGAAACUGAAGUCGUCGCAUGACAUCUUUCAGGACGCUAUGGACUCUCUGGAGAAUUAUUAUUCGGGGAAUCUGGAGAGGACAGAAGAACAGAGGGUAGCCAUACGAAAGUACCACGCGCCUAAAUUGGCCAAACUUGCGUUGGAAUCCAUGUCUAUGAUGGACAAAGUUCGCUUCGGGAUUCCACAAUGCGGCAAGGAGAUCGGAAGGGGACAAUACGGAGUGGUAUACUCGUGCGACGGUUGGGGUGGAGCCCCAGGUCCGUGCGCAAUAAAAUCGGUCGUACCGCCGGACGAAAGGCACUGGAACGAUCUUGCGAUGGAAGUUUACUAUACCAGGUCAAUACCAGAUCACAAGAGAAUAGUGAAACUUCGUGGAUCGAUCAUAGAUCUAUCGUACGGCGGAGGAUUCGGAUCAGGAGCUGUCCUGUUGAUCACCGAUCGACUAAGCCGCGACUUAUAUUGUGGCUUACGCGCUAGUCUUUCAUGGCUGGAACGUAUACAAAUAGCGAUAGAUGUGUUGGAAGCGAUACGUUAUCUUCAUUCACAAGGCCUGGUGCAUCGAGAUAUCAAGCUGAAGAAUGUCUUACUCGAUAUGGAAAAUAGAGCUAAACUAACAGAUCUUGGAUUCUGCAUUACAGAAGCGAUGAUGUCUGGAAGCAUUGUGGGAACACCAAUUCAUAUGGCGCCAGAACUUUUAUCUGGCCAUUACGACAGUAGUGUGGAUGUAUAUGCCUUUGGGAUACUAUUUUGGUAUAUAUGCGCCGGCAAUGUUCGAUUACCGUAUGCAUUUGAGCAAUUUCAUAACAAGGAGCAAUUGUGGAUAAGCGUACGAAAAGGUAUCAGACCCGAAAGACUGCCACGUUUUGAUGAGGAGUGCUGGAUAUUGAUGGAGCAAUGUUGGUCCGGAGAGCCGUCUAAACGUCCGUUGCUCGGUGCAAUUCAACCGGUGUUAGAGUCUAUUCAACAAAAAGCGGAAAGAGGCAAGUCCUUACAACAAAGCAACGCGCUGAAGCUAGAAGACACAGUGUCAUCAUCCGAACCAACAAAUCCUGCGCUAGUAUUAGCAGAGCCUAAUAACCAAAGAGGUGCUCCAACCAGUCCGCUUCUUCCUAGGGUUUACAAGGGUACCGGAACUGUGAUGCCUUUCUGUCAUACACCUAGACAUUUCGCUUAUCCCAACACGUUCAUUCCUCUUACCUUAUUUUAAAUGUCAGGGGUAAGGUGAAUCAAGCUUCGCAUUAUUACAAUGUUAAAUACAGUUAGAUACCAUUAUAUUUAUUGCUUUGAAAUACGCUUGAAAUACAGCUCAUUGCUCUUAUUUCCACUAGUUCGACGACGUUCAUAUUAGUAUUUCAUAACGCAGUAUUAAAGUGACAAACUUUAUAUGUUUGAAUUGCACUUUCCUUUUCGCGGAUCAUAAAAUCUUUUCUUUUUAUACAGUUUUGAUCCACGCAAGGUAAUAUGUAGUUUAUUGAUAUGAAAAAAUUGAGCCGAUUUUAUUACUUCGAUUUGAUUUUAUUACUAAAUGAUAUAUCGACGGUAAUCUCAGGCUCAUCGUAGAAAGUUUUAUAUAAAUUUUAUAAUAGACACACAAGUAUUUGACAA